Molecule: messenger RNA, 3742 nt
Organism: Folsomia candida
Lineage: Eukaryota; Metazoa; Arthropoda; Collembola; Entomobryomorpha; Isotomidae
Gene: Impbeta11
Product: importin-11
Exons: 20
Coding region: 533-3478 (981 amino acids)
Biological process (GO): protein import into nucleus
Cellular component (GO): cytosol; nuclear envelope
Molecular function (GO): small GTPase binding
Source: RefSeq, a predicted model, not a curated record
CGUACUACUAACCAGCACACUGGCGACGACAUGUGCUUAUCAAGUAUUCGCAGGGACCGCCAGGCCUACGUCCCCAAUAAAUUGUAAUUUAGUGUCUUCCUAACACAGUCUUCGUGAUCCGACGACGGACAGGCGGACGGAUAUAACCGAGUUCCAGACUUGCAACAUAUUUAGUAGUCUGGAACUUGAAAGUUAUUUUUUGGUGAAAGUUUGUUUUGAUGCUAAAAUAAAAUUAUGAACCUCUGCGAGAUAUAAUGUUAAUGUUAUGAAUUCUUGAGUGUACUCUGUGUCCUUUACCCGGUGAAAAUUGUGUGCAAAAAAAUUUGCACGCAAUUUGUUUUAUUUUCUUAUCGUGUGUGAAACUGGAAAUGACCAAAUUUUGCCGUUUUAUUUUGAUAGCCUAAUAUUGUUAGGUACCCAAAGAAACUUUUGGUGGUGAAAGUGAACUGAUGAUCCUAGAAUCAAGACCAAAAAAUACAUAAUCUGAUUCUUAUUUUUUAUUUGUUCUUUUAUUCAACAAAAAAGAUAAACCAUGGAUGAUAUUAAUGGAAUUCGAAUGUUGUACGAAACCCUUCAAGGUGCGGCUUCUCAAAACCCCGAGUCUUUGAAAUCAUCAGAGGCCACACUCUUAUCAUGGGAGACCCAACCCGGUUUUUAUGCAGCUCUCACAAACGUCAUUUCAAAACACGAGUUUGAAACAAAUGCUCGCUUCAUUGCUGCAAUUCAUUUGAAGAACGGCAUCGAACGGCACUGGAAGAAAGUUAUGAAUCCACCACACAGUACCUCCACACUCGUCGGAAUACCUGAAGCAGAAAGAGUUACCAUUAAAUCUAGUAUGAUUCAACUAAUCUUAAAUGAACCAGCACUCAAUGUUGCCACACAGUUGGCUCUUGUGACUGCAAAAAUUGCCCGGUUAGAAGUUCGCGAAUGGCCAAUGUUGCUUCCAAGUUUGAUGGCGAGUGUACAAUUAGAGGAUCCUUACCAACAGCAUCGAGCACUGUUGGUUUCAUACCAUGUAAUCAAGAUUUUAUCGACAAAACGACUUACGGGGGAUAGGAAAAUUUUUCAAGAAAUUGCUGUUGAAAUUUUCGAUUACUUGUAUGGACUCUGGGAAAGACUGUUUCUAGCAUGGGCCGUCUCUGGUGCCUCCGGUGAUGAUUUACCCAGAGCUCACAUGGCCUUGAAAAUUCUUCGAAUAUUAUGUGUUAGAGGGUAUAAAGUGCCUCAUGAAAGCCAAAGCGUGAAAACCUUUAUCUUAAGUGUGAUGCAACGAGCUAAGGAGACAUUGGAAUUAAGACUGACUAGGCAGGAUUCUUCAAACUUGUUGGAGAAACACGUAGUGUGCAUGUGUAAAGUUGUGGCAGAUGUGUUAGAAGUUCACCCCUUGUCCUUUGUGCCAUUUCUGCACGCCGGACUGGAGUUUGCAGCCUAUUUUGGAUUUUCAGAAGAAGGGAGAUCAGUAGUCUUUGAAAGAGUUGCUAUUCAUGCCUUGAAUCUUAUGAAAGGGAUAAUUCUGUGUGCCGAAUUCCGUGCACCGAGGGCUAUUGAAGGUGGAAGGCGAGGUAGCUUCAGCAUUGCCACCCCUGACACAGAUCCUCGUACUUUUGAAGCAGCAGAUAUCAAGGACCAAUUUUUUACGAACGAAAGUUUGUCUGUAUUGGUGCGCGUGCUAGUGACUCGCUAUCUUCCACUGUCACAAACUGAAAUCGAAAGCUGGGCAGAGGACCCAGAAGAAUUUGCUCUAAGAAUGGACGAAUCUGGGGAGACGUGGAAAUACAAUCUUAGACAAAGUGCUGAAACAUUACUGGUAACCUUAUUUAAAGAAUUCCGCAAGUCUACUGCGGUGCUCUUGGCAUUGAUGAAGGAAUACGAGACGCCAUUGAAGGAUCCCCAAGAUCGUUCGACAAUUCUGGCCAAAGAUGCAUUGUACAAUGCAGUCGGAAUUACCGCUUACGAACUCUACGACGAGUUCUCCUUCGACACAUGGCUGGCAAGUACCUUAGUUCACGAAUUGACCCUUCCCGUGCCUAUACUGCAUCGAAGAAUUACAUGGCUGGUGGGACAAUGGACUGGGGUAAAAAUAACUGCUGAAGCGAGACCAACAAUUUAUGCAUUGCUCCUGAGCGGUCUUCAAAGUCCGGAUGUAGUGGUUCGUCUGAGUUCUUCUCAAGCAUUGAGAAGCUGUUUGGACGAUUUUGAUUUCGUACCUGAACAAUUUGCUCCUUGUAUGACGGAUACAUUUCACAAUUUAUUCAUGCUUCUAAAAGAUGUAAAAGAAAGUGAUAACAAGAUGCGAGUUCUUCAUACAAUGAGCUUUCUCAUUGAAAGAAUGGGAAUUCAAAUUAAAAACUCCAAUCAGAUAGGCUCACUUGCGCAAUAUUUGCCUCUUCUCUGGGAUAUGGAACACAACAUGCUUAAAGCUGCCGUGGUAUCAACAUCUAUUCAAUUGGUUCAUGCAUUAGGAAGCGAGUCAAGCGUAUUAAGAGAAUUCCUUUUCCCUGUGAUUCGUAUUGCAACUGACUUGAAAUCUCAGGAACAUGUUUACCUUUUGGAGGAUGGACUCGACCUUUGGUUGGCAUUAAUGGAAUAUGCACCAGAACCACCAGACGAAAGUUUUCUUUCACUGGUGGACAAUUUAAUACCCCUUCUUUCAAUAUCCUCUGAGCACUUAAAAAUGUCUGUCUCACUGGUGAAUUCCUACGCGAUAAUUUAUCCUGAAUAUUUUACUGAGAAAUAUGGAUCCAUUAUUUGCACGGAACUCAGUUCUUCAAUCUCGGAUAUGCGAGCUGAAGGUGUUGCAACAGUACUCCGGUGUAUGGAAACCUUCUUGCGCACUUCACCAAUUAAUGGUCCCACUGCGAUUAGGCCUAUAAUUGGUAAAAUUUUUCAGGCUUCAUACGAAGCACUGGAUGUGCCAUUCUUGCUGGCGCUCUUUCUAUCUGUUGUGGCACGUCUUUUGUUAAUUUCUGAAGGAAUGUUUCAAGUUGGACUAGAUCUUGUUGCAACCAGCGAAGGGAAACCGUCAGCAGAAGUGCUGGCUACUAUUUUGGACACAAUGUCCAGUAAAGUGCCAUACAUUGUGCAACCAGAGAGGAAAAAACUAAUCUGCAUUUCUCUACUCAAGUUAAUGUCUACUUGCCAACCGGUAAUAAUGCAUCGUAUAUGCGGAAUAUUUUUGGGUGUAUCCGAAACUUUAAAUGACAUACUGAAGGCUGAUUUGCAAAGUGGAAAAAUGAUCGACUCUCUCUGCGUACUGGAUUUUGAGGGUCAACGAGACACCGAUGAAGUAGUCACUGAAAAUGAUCUUCGUAAGAAGAGGUUGGCUUCCCGUGACGUCGUGUACACAGUUGAUUUGAUCAACCUGUUUAGAAAUGAAGUUAAUAAUCUACGAGGGCGUUUGGGUGACUCUGUUUUUAACGAAGUUAUGCAAACAGUGGACGUGGAAACUUUACAAAUGGCCAAAACAUUUCUGGAGUAAAUGCAUGCAGCGAGCAAGAAGUUAAUAGUAAUUGGAUGUCAUUGAGACAAGAGUCGCAAUAAUUAAAGUUUUAACGAUAAGAAUAUAUUAUUGAAAUAAGGGGCGUUAUAUUCAAUGCGUUUGUAUGCUGAGGAAGAACAAAAGAAGAGAAAGAGAAAGCCAAUAACACAUUUUGUGUUCUUCCCAGUAAUCGGAUUUAAUUUCAUGUAAUCGUUCGUAAUUCAGGAAAUAUAACAAUAAAGUAAAACGCGUUUCAAGACUUUA